CGGUAUAGCCAAGUGGUUGCGAACCUUGGGGCAGUACCAGGAUGCUUGCUACCAGUUCUGCCCGUGGCUCUCCGAUCCUUCCCCUCCCUGCCCCUCCUCACUCCAUUAAUCUCCAGAAUAUAAGAAACGCCAAUCACCACCACCGGCUGCCCUCGAGCAGCAGCCUCUUCGAUAGAAGAACCAUCCUUUGCUCUCUUACCCACUCCGGCCGUGCCUUCCGACCCGUCGCCGCAUCGCCAACGGCGAUGGACGGCAAAGAGGGGGCGGAGAAGGAAGCGGCCACCGCCAUGAAGCUCCUCUUCGUCGAGAUGGGAGUCGGCUACGAUCAGCAUGGGCAAGACAUCACCGCCGCGGCUAUGCGGGCUUGCAGGGACGCCAUCUCCUCCAACUCCAUUCCAGCCUUUCGACGAGGGUCGAUACCGGGUGUUAAUUCUGAUCAGAUGAAGCUUCAGAUCAAGUUAGGGGUGCCUCCAUCCACCCAGCAUUUGCUUGAUAUAGAGCGAGUGAAGUCUGUCUUUCCUUA
Molecule: messenger RNA, 523 nt
Organism: Elaeis guineensis (African oil palm)
Lineage: Eukaryota; Viridiplantae; Streptophyta; Magnoliopsida; Arecales; Arecaceae
Source: RefSeq, a predicted model, not a curated record